Dromaius novaehollandiae (emu) is the source of this 3590-nucleotide messenger RNA. It is a transcript of the gene U2AF1, whose product is annotated as U2 small nuclear RNA auxiliary factor 1. The transcript has 8 exons. Gene Ontology annotation, biological process: mRNA splicing, via spliceosome. Gene Ontology annotation, molecular function: pre-mRNA 3'-splice site binding; metal ion binding. NCBI's taxonomy places the organism in Eukaryota, Metazoa, Chordata, Aves, Casuariiformes, Dromaiidae. Gene Ontology annotation, cellular component: spliceosomal complex; U2AF complex. The record is from RefSeq and is a predicted model, not a curated record. The coding region runs from base 84 to 797 and encodes 237 amino acids.
GGGCUCCGGGAGAAGCGCUUCCGGCGCGGAGGCUGUGACGUCUACAAUCAGCGCCGGGCUGUCCGGCGGGCGGGCGGUGGGAGAUGGCGGAGUAUCUGGCCUCCAUCUUCGGAACAGAGAAGGACAAAGUCAACUGUUCAUUUUAUUUCAAAAUUGGAGCUUGUCGUCAUGGAGACAGAUGUUCUCGGUUGCACAACAAACCAACAUUUAGCCAGACCAUUGCCCUCUUGAACAUUUACCGUAACCCUCAAAACUCUUCCCAGUCUGCUGACGGUUUGCGCUGUGCUGUGAGUGAUGUUGAGAUGCAGGAACAUUAUGAUGAAUUUUUUGAGGAGGUCUUCACAGAAAUGGAAGAAAAAUACGGUGAAGUUGAGGAGAUGAAUGUUUGCGAUAACCUUGGAGAUCAUCUAGUUGGAAAUGUAUAUGUAAAGUUUCGCCGUGAAGAAGAUGCAGAAAAGGCUGUGAUUGACCUGAACAAUCGCUGGUUUAAUGGACAGCCCAUUCAUGCUGAGCUCUCACCUGUGACUGACUUCAGAGAGGCCUGUUGCCGUCAAUAUGAAAUGGGGGAGUGUACACGAGGAGGUUUCUGCAACUUUAUGCAUUUGAAGCCCAUUUCUCGGGAGUUAAGACGGGAGUUGUACGGGCGUCGUCGUAAAAAGCAUAGAUCCAGGUCGAGGUCCCGUGAACGUCGAUCUAGAUCCAGAGAUCGUGGUCGUGGAGGUGGUGGUGGUGGUGGAGGAGGACGUGAACGUGAUAGGAGGCGGUCAAGAGACCGUGAAAGAUCUGGUCGAUUCUGAGCCAUGCCAUUUUUACUGUAUGUCUGCUAGAAAGUGUUGUAGUUUGACCAAACAAGUUCAUAAUGAGAUUUUUUUUAAAGAUGGGCUUCUGAAUAAAAAUUUGUAGUGAUACAGUAUUCUUUGUGUAACUUGUUUCUUGUGGGGGGAGUCUUUUUAAUUGUCAUUCUUCUAUCUUGACAAAUACCUGGAUUAACUAUGCCUGAAGGAAAGGUGGUAAAUGUAUUGGAGGAGCACCAGUUUUUUUUUGUUCAGGUAUGAUUUGAACUGUUGAUGAAAAUGUGUGUGUAUAUAAUAUAAAAUAUUAUAUACAUAGUAAAAAUAAUAUACUGCUUGAGAAACAGUUACUCACAUAAGUUUCCCUUUUCUGCUAUGCUGUCUGCUUAUUUAGGUUAGUUUAGGCACAUUUAAAAGAAAGGCUGUGCAAAGUGCAUUUAUUUACCAUGUAGAAAUGCUUAGUUAAGAAAAUGUAUGUUUGUUUGUUACCAGAAGUCUGUGCUCUGUCUAUCAAUGUGACUGUGGCAUUUACAAUAAAUCCAAUUCCUUGGUGUAAAAUCUAAAGCCUAUUUUCUAAGCACUCUGGAGUAGUUGAGUUGCUGCUCUUGGCUGUUCCAGAGUUCAUAGUUCAAUUUUCUAUGAUUCUUGAUUAAAUCCCUUGUCUUUGGCUAGAAGGAAAUUACCUAGUGCAGCGUGAAGAAUAAUAAUCUUAUUGCCGUGAAUCAUAAUAGGCAGGUGAGUUGUUCCAAAACUCAUGCUCCAUGCAGCAGGCUAUAUUUACAUAGGAUGUAUUGAAGGAAGUACAAGGUCCUAAAAUGAAAGGACCAAAUUUGUUAACAGAUUACGUUUUUUUCACUCUGUGUUCUCUUGGCUGUCCUUUAAUGGAAAGGUUUUCAUUAGUGUUCAGUAUCAUACUAAACUAACUGGACACUAGUGGAAAACAUGUCAUUUUUUCCAGCUUCACUCACUCGCAAGAGAUCUGAAGUGGGAUAAAUGGACAGAUGGGAGUUUCUUUACAAAAAAGACAUUUUUCUCCUGUCUUUUAACUGAAUUGCACAGUAGCUGUAAUUAGUAAGUUGUGCAUCUGUUAAGGAAUUAAAGCUCUAAUUGAAAUGUUGCUGGAACAUUUUGAGAGACAAUUUGUACAAUAGCUGACUUACAGUUUAAAUUCAUUCAUUUCUGCUUUUAUUCAACUUGCUUGUGAGAUAGCAUGAAGAUUUGGUUAAUGGUCUUAUUUCUGCAAGAUACAACUUUACAUACAUGAAGUUUCCUAAUACAACGUAGCUUUCCAGCAUAGGAGAGAACUUACUAGUGUUCUGUUAGUUCUCAGAGUAGGGUAACUUGCUAAAUGAUAAUCUGUUCCUUGAUUAUUUAAAAGGAAGUGCAAAGGAUUUGGAAGCGUUACAUAGCCAGAUUAACAAACCAGCUUCUCCCUCCAAAGUAAGCAUAAAACCAUUUGCUCACUGGAACUUGGAACUAGGAAACAAAAUACUGAAAGGUGGCUUUUUAAAAUUAAUCCGUCUUGCCUCUUUAAACUUUUUGCACCAAUUCAGAUUGAAUUUAUGUUUGUACUGAAUGGUUUUGUCAACCAGAUUAUGAAACUUCUUUUGCCAUUAGCCUUUUUAAAGAAAUGUGUAUCUACCUGAAGAUAGCUUCACUGUUUACAUUAUGUUACAAGUAAAUAAAUCAAAUUAUGCUUUCUUUUUUCACUUGAAGAAAUUGAACAGUGCCUAGAAUAGAUGGCGAAAGUGAAACCUGUGUAUUUCUGCUAGGCAUUAGGAAUUUAACGUUGAUAACUUAGUUCUUGUCAUUUACAGCAUAUUAAUCCAGUUCCGUCUCCUCUUCAGUGAGGUUUAGGAUUCUUAAUAAGCUAAUUUAAAUUUCAAGAUCAAAAAGGUGAGGAUAGUAUAAUGUUACUAUGUUUAAGACCCUGUUUUACACAGAGAUUAAUGAUGCAAGUUGAUUUGCUCUAUAAGCAGAUUAGUUUUAAACUAACAUAAAUGUGUCCCUCUAAUGGUGUUCACCAGUUUAGAUAAACCUUAUUAAACACCAGAUGUAUUUUUGUAUGAUAGCAGGAGUUGGAUUUCCCCUCCCCCAGUACAAUUUUUCUUAAAGCCCACUUGAAUUCCACUGAAUGCAUCAUUUUGUUGUCUGAUUCUACAGCUGCCUAAAAAUUAAUGACGUAACUGGAAUAUGUCAUCUAGGGCAUUGAAAGCAAUGGAUUUUACUGGAUACUCAAGGGAAGAAUAUCAUACAUUGAUCAUUUCCUGAUAGUCUGGUUAGUGACAGCAUUCAGCACAUAAACUAAGCUCAUAAUGUGUCUUUUGCUAGGUUCACCUUCUUGUACGACUGUACGCCACCAGUAAAAUGCAUCAAAUAUGAAAUUUAAACUGCACAAACUUGGUUAAAUGCUUACGCAUUUGUCCAAACUGGACAGGUUUAUCGACACAAAAAGUGGAAAUCCCACCUCCUUCUUCCAUUGUUGUUCACAAUGUCUUAGAGUAAGAAUUCCCCUCCUCCCAAAGGUAUCUACUUCUCACAAAUAUUUCAAUGUCAACUCUUCUGUUAAACAGUGGAUCUUAAUUUAUGGAAUUCCUUUACCUCAAAUAAGUGACAGCAUACAGUAUUUUCUUAAAUCAGAGUCAAUUUGAUUGAAACUGUUAAUCCCAAGUGGCUUCCUCUUACUUGUAUUUGGCUCUUAUUCUGUGAAAAUGCUGCUUGUCCAUGAAUAUGAUGUAUGUUGAGACUGUAAAACCAAAUGGAGAAAACUUGUUCAAAAUAAAGCCUUUUUUAUAAGAA